Drosophila elegans is the source of this 1929-nucleotide messenger RNA. Its product is annotated as xaa-Pro aminopeptidase 3. Lineage: Eukaryota; Metazoa; Arthropoda; Insecta; Diptera; Drosophilidae. The transcript has 2 exons. The record is from RefSeq and is a predicted model, not a curated record. Gene Ontology annotation, cellular component: mitochondrion. Bases 112 to 1743 code for a protein of 543 amino acids. Gene Ontology annotation, molecular function: metalloaminopeptidase activity; manganese ion binding.
CUGGCAACCCUGGACGUUUCGCUUUUGUUUUUAUUCCGGAUUGUUAUUGUUUUUGUCAGUUUUUCCGGCUCUUAUGUGUGAAGCGUGUUGAUUCUGAGCGGCAACUCAACGAUGAAUGUCCUGCGGCGCCUGGACCGCCUAAUCGCACCGCAUGCGCACCGCAGUCCCGCCAUCACCACGUGCCUGUGGCCACAGCGAUGUAGGAAUCAAUCCUCGACCAGCUCCUCCGGCGGUCCGAACUCCACGGUCACGCUAGAUGCGUCCGAGGUGCGCGGCGUGGCCCAGAUCCUGCGCCAGCAGCGGGGAAACCUGGGCCAACCCACCAGCGUCUCGCAUCCGCACCUAAUCCGGCCGGACGAGCUGGUGCCGGGCGUGGAGAUGGCCGAGUUCAAGGAGCGGCGCAACCAACUGAUGCAGAACAUCCGCGCCUAUGCGCGCAGCUUUGGCGGCCAGUUCAACGGUCACUCGAGCGCCAGCCACAUGUUGGUGCUGGGCGCUGCCUCCAAAAAAUACAUGAGCGGCAAGAUCCCCUAUGUGUUCAGGCAGAACUCGGACUUCUACUAUCUCACCGGCUGCCUGGAACCGGACGCCGUGCUCCUGCUGACCAUUGACGAGGCCCAGAGCGUGCAGUCCGAGCUGUUCAUGCGGCCCAAAGAUCCGCAUGCCGAGCUCUGGGACGGACCGCGCACCGGUCCCGAGCUGGCCGUGCCGCUCUUCGGCGUCACCGAGGCCCAUCCGCUGGCCCAGCUGGCGACGGUGCUGGCCAAGCGGGCCGGCGACCUCAAGCCGCACAUUUGGUUCGACCAGAAGAACUGCGAUCUGCCGUCGCUGGCGGAGAAUAUGGUGCGGCUGAGCGGACAGGAGCAGCGUCCGUUGCUGCCCGCCUACACGUUCGUGGAGGCCAUGCGGCUGCUCAAGUCGCGGGCCGAGAUGCAGCUAAUGCGGCGCACCUGCGACAUAGCCGCCCGCUCCUUCAACGAGGUGAUGGCCGAGUCGCGGCCGGGCCAGUCGGAGCACCACCUGUUCGCGGCCAUUGACUACAAGUGCCGCAUGCGCAACGCCAGCCAUUUGGCCUAUCCGCCCGUGGUGGCCGCCGGCCAGAACGCCACCGUGAUCCACUACGUGAGCAAUAGCCAGCUGCUGGGGCCGCACGACCUGGUGCUGAUGGACGCCGGUUGCGAGUACGGCGGCUACACCAGUGACAUUACACGCACUUGGCCCGCUGGCGGCCGUUUCACGGAGCCGCAGCGCACGCUGUACGAGAUGCUGCACCAGCUGCAGGCGGAGAUCAUUGGUGCCGUGAUGAAGCCGGGCGGCGAGACGCUCGACCAGCUGUUCGAGACCACCUGCUACAAGCUGGGCAAGUAUCUGCAGGAGAUCGGACUGGUGGCCAAGUCGGUGAGCGAGUACAAGGAGCUGGCCGGGCAGGGCUAUCGCUUCUGCCCGCACCACGUCUCCCACUAUCUGGGCAUGGAUGUGCACGACACGCCGCAUGUGCCGCGCAACACGCGCCUUGUGCCGGGCAUGGUGUUCACCGUGGAGCCGGGCAUCUACAUUGGCCACGACUGCGGCGAUGUGCCGCCCGAGUUCCGGGGCAUCGGCAUCCGGAUCGAGGACGACCUGCUGAUCAACGAGCAUGGCCAGGUGGAGGUGCUCACCGACGCCUGUGUCAAGGAUCCGCGCGCUCUGCAGGAGCUCUGCCAACAGCGGCAACGCGACGACUCUGGCGCCACCGCCUUGUAGUUGUGAGCCCAUUCGGCGCGGGCGGGAUCCACAAAAUUCCUAGUCAUAUGUCGCGGUACAUCCUUCACUGCUCCACUGCAUCCAUCCCAAGACACAAUAAUUGCUCUAAGCGACAGUCCGAGUUCUAAAGUAAAGGCAGCUGGUGUAUUUGUAAAUGCAUACAUGGCGAAUACAUUUUAAAUUCGA